Molecule: messenger RNA, 768 nt
Organism: Dictyostelium discoideum AX4
Lineage: Eukaryota; Evosea; Eumycetozoa; Dictyosteliales; Dictyosteliaceae
Exons: 2
Coding region: 1-768 (255 amino acids)
Source: RefSeq, a predicted model, not a curated record
AUGGAUAAGAAUAAAAUAGUUACAUAUAUACAACAAUUAUUUCAGUAUUAUUAUACAAAAGAAGGACCACCUACAAUGGUAGAUACAAUAGUUAUGUUUAUAGAAAGUAACCAAUUAAAUGUCGAUACUUUACCAUUAUAUAUCGAAUCACUUUCAAAUACAUUGCCAAUAGAAUAUAAAUUAAUAAAUAAAACUCCUGAUCAUAUUAAAAACAAAGUACAACAACAACAACAACAACAACCAAUUUACUCAAUUUCAGAAUCAACAAAUUUAAAUAAUACUUCAAAUAUAAAUAAGGGUGGAACUAUAUAUAAAUAUUAUAAUAAAGAUACAAAUACAUUUAAUAAAGAAUUGGUAAAGCAAAAUUUAAAUAUAAACACUAUUAAAGAAUAUGUUGAUGAACUAUAUAUUUGUUAUACUGGUAAAUUGGGUGACCCUGCAUCAAGUCAAUAUUUAAUAAAAUCUUUAUUAGAUAAUAGUUUUACUGUACAUCAAGCUGAAUUACAUGUAAAAUUUUCUAAAGAAGCAAAAGUUUACUUGGGUCAAGUUCAAAUAAAAGAAAAUAAAAGAAAAAAAGCAGAAGAAUAUAUUUAUGAACUUUAUAAAGUUUAUUUUGGUAAAGAAUAUUUAUGUCCACUUGAUGAUUUACAUUAUUAUACAAAUUUAAUUAUUGAAUCAACCUCUCCAAAUUAUCAAGCAAUAGAAGACGAAAUUAAAGAAAAAGCAAUAUUAAAUGUAGUUAUUCCAACAAAAAAACCAUUUAAAUAA